CAGAGAGUCUCUCAGCUUCGAAGCACGCGCGAGGGCGAGGCAAAACCAAAAAGUUCAAGUUUUUGCUUCGUUCUCUUCUCAUCUUCGAUUCGUGUUCAUCUUCUUCAAUUUCAGCUCGAAAUUUCCAACCUUUACUGGUUUUAAUGGAGAUUCUCCAGCCCGAUCAAGAUUCCACAAACGGGUACUAUAAGAAUGUACAUAAAAGGAAGCUGAGUCAAGUUAAUGAUGGAGACUAUGUUGGGUCUGUUACACCUGAAGCGAAGCGGGUUAAGAGCACACCGAGAGUUAUCGAUUUUUCUCAACCAUUUGCUGUUAGUAAUAUGCUUGAAGCUUUAGAUGGUGGUAGAUUUGGGAGUGUUACGAAAGAAUUGCAAGAGAUAGCUGAUAUGAGGAUGGGUUUGGUUAAGCAAUGUAUCUGGUUAUAUCCAUCGCUAGCCGCUACUGUGUUUGGAGGAGAAAAUUGUCAGACGGUUGACCUGAUGGAGUUGGAGAAUCAACAGGUUGUGGAAGGUGUCAUCAAUUUAGAUGAUGAUGAUGGUGAUGAUACUGAUGUUUCGAAGAAAGCUCUCUGUGUGGUGCCUUCAUCCGAGAUUGUGAUUUUGGAUUCUGAUGACGAGGACGGUGAGAGUCAGAGGCCUAUGUAUCAGUUUCAGUCAAGUCUUGUGCUGCAUCAGAAGAAUCAAGGGGAUGUGACACCAGUAACACCGCAAUUCAAUUUUGAGGAGGUCGUUUUAGGGAGGGGCAUGGAGAUGCCUUCUGCGAUCAAGGGCAGGGAGAUACAUUCUGCCAUCAAGAGCACGGAGAUGCCUUCUGCCAUCAAAGAAAUGGAGAUGCCUUCUGCCAUCAAGGGCUUGGUGGAGGGACAAACAAGUAGAGAAAAAACCCUUCCCAUAGAAAAUGGUAUGGUUAACGAUAAAGGUGUUUACGUGGGAGUUGAGGAUGACAGUGAUGAUGAGUCUAAAUCAGAAGAUGAGGAUCUUGGUGAUAUGUGGAAUGAAAUGGCCAUGUCAAUAGUGUGUACCAAGGAUGUAGCCGGGGAGACUUCACAAAAGGAAUCAAAGGCAGAUGUAGUGGAAGACUGUGAGCACUCGUUUAUUCUAAUGGAUGAUAUGGGUUCUGUUUGCCGUGUCUGUGGAGUUAUUGAGAAAAGUAUAUUAGAUAUAAUCGAUGUGCAAUUUCAUAAAGCAAAAAGAAACACGAGAACAUAUGCUUCUGAAACUCGGAAUAAAAGGAUUAGCGAAUCUGAUGUUGAACUUAAGUUAUCUGAAGAAGGGCUGAUGAUAGGUGGACUUUCUGCUCAUCCAUUGCAUGCUAACCAAAUGAAGCCUCAUCAAGUUGAAGGAUUCCAGUUCCUUUGCAGUAAUUUAGUGGCGGACGAUCCUGGUGGUUGUAUCAUGGCUCAUGCUCCAGGCUCUGGCAAAACCUUCAUGAUUAUCAGUUUUAUGCAGAGCUUUCUUGCAAAGUAUCCUCAGGCUAAGACACUGGUUGUACUUCCAAAGGGUAUUCUGUCUACCUGGAAAAGAGAGUUUGUGAGAUGGCAAGUUGAGGACAUACCACUGCUUGAUUUCUAUAGUGCUAAAGCAGAUAACCGUGCACAACAGCUGACUAUUUUAAAACAGUGGAUGGAGAAGAAGAGUAUCUUGUUUCUUGGGUACAAGCAGUUCUCAACUAUUGUGUGUGAUGAUGCGAGUGCCGACUCACGUUCUUGCCAGGAGAUACUUCUCAAAGCUCCUUCAAUUCUCAUUUUGGAUGAAGGACACACUCCAAGGAAUGAAGACACUAAUAUAUUGCAGUCCCUUGCCCAAGUCCAAACACCAAGAAAAGUUGUCCUCUCAGGAACGCUUUAUCAGAACCAUGUAAAGGAGGUUUUCAACAUUCUGAACCUUGUUCGACCCAAGUUUCUCAAAUUGGAUACCUCCAAAUCUGUUGUGAAGAGGAUAUUAAGUCGUGCUCCAGCUGGUGUCAAGGGGAGAUUUACUGGAAGCAGCAAUUCAGAUAUGGCUUCGGUGUUCAAUGAAACUGUGGAGCACACCUUGCAGAAGUGUGAGGAUUUCAAGGUGAAAAUUGAAGUAAUCCGAGAUUUGCGGGAGAUGACCAAGAAGGUGCUUCAUUACUACAAAGGAGAUUUCUUAGAUGAGCUUCCUGGACUUGCUGAUUUCACUGUGGUUCUUAAUCUGUCUCCAAGGCAGUUGAACGAAGUGAAGAAGUUAAGGCGUGAGAAGAGAAAAUUCAAGGUUUCUGCUGUUGGAAGUGCACUUUACCUUCACCCGAAGCUGAAAGUUUUCUCUGAGAAGUCUGAUGAUGUCUGUGAUAAAACUAUGGACGAAAUGCUAGAUAAGCUAGAUGUGAAUGAAGGCGUCAAAGCAAAGUUCUUCCUUAACUUGAUAAACCUGUGCGACUCAGCUGGUGAAAAGCUCUUGGUGUUCAGUCAGUAUCUCAUUCCACUGAAGUUUCUUGAAAGACUAGCUGCUUUAGCGAAGGGGUGGAAACUAGGGAAAGAAGUUUUUGUUCUUACAGGGGAUACCAUUUCUGAGCAGCGUGAGUUGUUUAUGGAAAGGUUUAACAAUUCGCCAGACGCCAAAAUCUUCUUUGGUUCAAUAAAAGCAUGUGGAGAAGGUAUCUCGCUAGUUGGAGCAUCUCGCAUACUAAUAUUGGAUGUUCCCCUGAAUCCUUCUGUGACCCGCCAAGCUAUUGGGCGAGCGUUUCGACCUGGACAAACAAAGAUGGUGCAUGCAUACAGAUUGAUUGCUGGGUCAUCACCUGAGGAAGAAGAUCAUAACACUUGCUUCAAAAAGGAAGUUAUCUCAAAGAUGUGGUUCGAGUGGAAUGAGUACUGCGGCUACCGAAACUUUGAGGUAGAGACUAUCGAUGUGGAUGAAGCUGGUGAUAACUUCCUUGAAAGUCCUGCCUUGAGAGAAGACAUAAGAGUUCUCUACAAAAGGUAAACUCAGACAGAAACUUGUUCUUCGAUUUUGGACAUGCUUAGGUUUUAGAAACCUGUCAAUAAGAUAACUUCGGGUGGAUUCUUGUGAAUUUUCUGAAAGAUGAUUAGCAAUUUAAGUGCAGCUUCAAGUUUAGUUUCAAUAUCAAACCUUUUAACUCAUAUGCCUCGAGUCUCUGACCGUAUAUAUGAUUAAUCUAUUAUAUUAACCAGGAA
Molecule: messenger RNA, 3157 nt
Organism: Capsella rubella
Lineage: Eukaryota; Viridiplantae; Streptophyta; Magnoliopsida; Brassicales; Brassicaceae
Product: protein CHROMATIN REMODELING 35
Exons: 6
Coding region: 144-2945 (933 amino acids)
Biological process (GO): gene silencing by siRNA-directed DNA methylation
Molecular function (GO): ATP binding; ATP-dependent chromatin remodeler activity
Source: RefSeq, a predicted model, not a curated record